AUGUCCAGACAAACGCGAUCAUCAGCGAGGAUCAAAUCCCAAUCCCAGCUCGCAAGCUCCACAGCCGGCGCGUCCACGCCCGCGUCAGAACCGGACCCGACGGAAUCCACAUCCACACUCCCCACCACCGCCGCCGUCACGGCUCCCGUCGCCGCCAAAUCCAAGUCCAAACCCAAACCCAAGCCCAUCACCACCCCUUCUCUCCCCUCCGACGCCAACCACCCACCACGCCACCCAAUCCGCCGGCCUCUGGGUCAAGAUCGCCAAAAGGCCACCGGCGUCCCCACCGUCACCUACCCCGAGCUCGUCGACCUCGGCCUCUGCUACGGCUGGAUCGACGGCCAGCGCCGCACCCACGACGACGCCUACUUCGUCCAGCGCUUCACCCCGCGCCGCAAGCGCAGCAUGUGGUCCCAGCGCAACGUCGACCGCGUCGCCGCCCUCACCGCCGCCGGCCGCAUGCGCGCUCCCGGCCAGGCCGAGAUCGACGCCGCCAAGGCCGACGGCCGCUGGGACAAGGCGUACCUCGCCUCCAGCGUCAUCGAGGUGCCUGCCGACUUCCAGGUCGCCCUGAACGCCGAUAAGGAGGCGGCCAAGUUCUUCGCUACCCUCAACAAGACGAAGCGGUACCCGUUCCUCCACAGGAUCACGACGGCGAUGAAGCCCGAGACGAGGAAGAAGAGGAUCGAGCAGUUUGUGGAGUUGCUGGCGGACCAUAAAACUCUGUAA
Messenger RNA from Parascedosporium putredinis, 729 nucleotides. The record is from the annotation of a GenBank genome assembly. Lineage: Eukaryota; Fungi; Ascomycota; Sordariomycetes; Microascales; Microascaceae.